Molecule: messenger RNA, 1593 nt
Organism: Schistocerca serialis cubense
Lineage: Eukaryota; Metazoa; Arthropoda; Insecta; Orthoptera; Acrididae
Product: carbonic anhydrase 1-like
Exons: 10
Coding region: 232-1284 (350 amino acids)
Molecular function (GO): zinc ion binding; carbonate dehydratase activity
Source: RefSeq, a predicted model, not a curated record
UAUCAAGACAGGAUGAGAAGGGAAGACUGACUGUUGGAGCCUGCACUGGACAAGACUGGAAAACCCGAGAGCUUAAAGGUUGAAGUUGCUGAUCGCAGAAUGACGAGAACCUACUGGAGAAGCCAGUUUCAAGAAACUACACUGAUUAUAAUGCUGAGACCUUGGAAGUUUGUUUGAAGGACAUACGAAGUAGAGUGCUGACUACGAGCCGGUGUGACAAAUUUCUGCAGCAUGCCGCCACACCAGUGCAUCGCUGUUAUAGUAUGCACUCUCUUCGCUGUCACAGUGCUGGCUGAUGAAGGACGCGUGCACGGAAGAGGAAACCCCAAAGUUCCUGGUGGUUAUCGCUUGAGUGAACUAAUGAGACCAUUCAGGAGAGACUUUGGAUACGAAGGAGAGCAUGGUCCUGUCCACUGGCCGAGUACGUUCCCUGAAUGCGGUGGCAGAGCGCAGAGCCCUUUGGACAUCGACAUAAGUCAAACCGAGUCCCUCGAUAUCCAGACACCCCUGGAGGUCCCAGAUUUGAUGUGGUCUUCAUAUCAAUUUAAGAUAUUGAAUAAUGGCCACACAGUGCAGCUGCAGCCAGUGGAUCCAGCCUCUGUGGAGAAAUCGGUCCUACGAGGCGGUCCGCUGACGGGCGAGUACCAGUUUCUCCAGUUGCACUUCCACUGGGGUGAGAGCGACGAUAUGGGCAGCGAGCACGCUGUUGAUGGCUCCUACUAUGCUAUGGAGAUGCAUAUGGUAUUUUCAAGAAAAGCAGCACGUGGCAAGGAGAAUUCCUAUAGGGAACAUGGUGAUGCAGCAGUAUUGGCGGUCUUCCUGGAGCUGGUUGACGAUAACAACCCUGUACUAAAGCCCGUGGUGUCACACCUGCCACAACUGCGGGAGGUGGACUCCGAGGUGUACCCACAGAUGUCCAUGUCUACCAUAAAACUGGUUCCUGAAGAGCGGGGCAGCCUGCUGGUGUACAAUGGGUCGCUCACCACGCCACCGUGCUCGGAGACCGUCACCUGGAUCAUCUUCCGUCAGCCAAUCACUAUCUCUUCCGAUCAGGUGGAAGGCUUCAGGAGAUUGAAGUCCCCACAUGGACAGCUGAGAAAGAACAGAAGGCCGGUGCAGCCGCUCAACGGCCGGACUGUGUACACUGUGUCUCCGAACCGCAAGUUCACGGAGAGUGCCACAGCUCGCAGUGUGUCUCCAGAGCCCAGGUUCAGGGAGACCACCACACGAUCCGGGCUGUUCUUCCUGUGUGCGCUGCUACUGCACUCCAUGCACUACCUCUAGCAAAGAACUUCAAAGAAGUAGCCAAUAAAAAUUACGUGCUGAGGCUCACAAAAAUUCAGUUUCUACAGUGCAGUCUGCUAGGUAUCAGGGGUACAGUUUACAGUGGUACUCCUCUCGACAAUAUUGCCCACGAUCAAUCACUCAAGGCAGCGACGGUGCCUGUAUGACUAAUUGAUAUCUGAUCUGAUAAACUGCUGGAAGAGGAAUUAGUACAUCCUUUUUGAGAUUUACAAGUCAAAAUAUAUUGUUGCAACAGUUCAUACGGAGUGCAUGAAAUGCUGACACUUGCGUAUCAAUAGCACAAGCAGU